This is a messenger RNA of Heterotrigona itama, 2000 nucleotides long. Lineage: Eukaryota; Metazoa; Arthropoda; Insecta; Hymenoptera; Apidae. The record is from the annotation of a GenBank genome assembly.
AUGUCUCAAGUAAAAGACAUUAUUGAAAAAUAUAUAAUAUCUUAAAUUUUAAAUAAAUACUCAUGUAAAAAAUUGUGAAAAUUAGUAUGAAACAAACAUCAAAAGAAACUAAUGAAAUUUCAAAUAUUACUAUCUUCAUUAAUAAUUAUAUCUCAAGAAGUAUUUUUGCAUUGAAUUUGAAUGUAUAAAAAAUAUUCAAAGUAAUUUUUAGGCUCAUCUUUAUCCAAGUAAUGAAGAACCAUAUGAUCAAAGAGAUGAAAAUUAUACCAGUUCAGAAGAUAAUGAAUCAUUUUAUUGUGAAAUGUGUGAUAAAGAUUUUUCAUCCGAGGAUGCUCUUUCUGAACAUAAAAGGGAACACAAACUUUGUGGUAUUGAUGGAUGUACCUUCUCUGCUCAUCCACUACUAGUUGAAAAGCACAUUACUAUGCAACAUAGUACUGGUUUGUACCAUAAAAUAAAAAAUGUAUCAACUCCAGAAGAGAUUGAAAAGUGGAUAAUGGAGCGAAAGAGAAAAUAUCCUACAAAAAGUAAUAUUGAAUUGCGAAAAGCGGAAGAAAUGGAAAAGAUCCAAAGAGGAGAAAUAAUUAAGCAAGAGACAACUAAACGGAGAAAAAAAAAAUUCAUACGUUUUAAUAAUCGCAAAAGGACAACAAAAAAAGAAACUGUUAAAAUAUCUAAUAACUUUAUAGAACAAAGUGAGAAAUAUAGAGUAAGCUUAAGAAAUGAAGAUUUGCAAGUGGAAAAUCAACUUAAAGGUAAAAUUGAAAAUGAUUGUGAGGAAAAUAUUAAUUGCAUUUCUGAUGAAGAAGAAACAGAUACAUUACCAAAGUCUACUAUUGUUACUUGUAAUAUACCCAAUUUAGUGGCAGAUUAUGGAAAUACUUCCGAGGAAAGCGAUGCGCCCGAAGAAAUACCAUUUAAAAAAAAAUUGGAUAAUGACACAUUAAAAGAAAGUAAUGUAGUGAAAGAAAUAGUUGUGCAGAAUAAUUUACAGUUAAUGAAUACAAAUCCUAUAACAUCUAAAUCUAAACGGCCUAAAUUAAAUCAAAAUUCAAAGAAUAAAGUACAAAAAAUAACAAUUAAGAGAAAACAAUCAUACACAUCGCAAUUAUUACAAAAAUUACUUUCAAAAUCUAUUCAACACGAAAGAAAUUUAAUUUGUCAAUGUGUAAAAUAUAUAGUAGAUAAUAAUUUUUUUGAUUAGAGUUUUGUAAUUAUAUGCAUAAUAUAGAUAUUUUUUAAUUACUUUUUUUAACUAAAAUGGAUUGUUUAGUGAAAUAGGAUAAAAGUAAAUUAAUACAACAUAUUUCUAAUUAUCUUCUAUCUAAUUAUCUGUUUAUUAAAUUUUAUAAAUUAUGUUUACAUUGACUAAUGUCUUCUUUUUUUCUUAAAUUGUUUCUUUGGAAUUUCCAAAACAUUAUCAUCUUGUCCUUCUCUUUUCUCUCCACUUUUUACAGAUAUAAGAUUCUUACUUUUUUUCCCAGAAAGUGCAUUAUUCCAAUCAGCUUCUGUUCCUUUGAUUGCAUAUUGUUCUAAGUUUUCUCUUUUCAAUUUUUCCAAUUCAGCUUUUUGUUUUGCUUUUAAUUCCUAAAAUUAUAAUUAUAUCAUAAUAAAUUUUAUUACAUUAAGAAAUAUUUAAUAUCAUAUAUUUAAUAUCAUAAUAGAAGAUGAUCGAACCUUAGCUGCAGAUUCUAACUCGUCAUGCAAACUUUGUCCAUUAAUGGGAUUUAACUGCACUUUUUCAUUAUUAGUUUCCAUUUUCAUCAUGGUUGUUUCAAUAAAAUUCUCUGUUAUUUUGUUAAGGCACUGUACAAAUUUACGCAUAGUACGAUUGAACAAACCAAGUAAUUGUGUUGGUGGUAAAUCUAAUUCUUCUGCUAAUUUAUCAACAGUUUUAUGUUGCAAACCUAAUCCUAAUAAAAUUGCCUAGAAACAAGGACAUUAAUAAAUAUUAUAAAAAUAUUAUAUUUAAACAUAAUUAUUUCAGUGAAGUACAUUAA